CCGACGUCGUUCUCCCCAACGUUUUCAGCCGCAAAAGACCAGAUAACGAUGCGCCUCAACCUGGUUAUCGCAUUCUUUGCGCUCUUCAGUGGCAUUCCUGUCUUCGCACAGUCCGGAACCAGCACGUUGUCUGGUGUUAGCCCAUCGACCAGUGGCAGCUCCAUCGCCCCUUCUGCUACCUUCAGUUCCAGCAGCGUGGUAUCGCUGCCUAUCCCGACACUCCACUCACUUUCAUCGAGCUCGACGGGCUCCCUCCCGACCGGCAUCCUGCCUUCUGGAUCUUCAUCUUCUCUUCCCGCGUCGAGCACAUCCAGCCUCGGCAGUAUCACUAUCACUAGUGGUUCUGCCUCCAACAUCGGAACGUCCAGCAGCGGAAGCGCUCCUGGGGUGUCCAUCCCAAUCAGCGGCAUCCUGCCUAGCACCGUCCCGACUACGACACCCACAGCCUCUACCACAGGCAGCGGCAGCUCUAACAGCGCUAACUCACGGCACAGUUGCAUGGUACCGGGCUGGCGCACGAUCUUGCUUGGCGUGUUGGUCCUGGUGCUGGGAUGAAUGCAGCUUCACAAGGAAGCGAAAUGAUGCAUGCGGUCACGUCUCCACGACUCCAGGUUCACGAUAUGAGAUUGUCCACUGACAUGUGCACUACACUUCUGUCGCGACCCUGCGCCUGCUACAGCCCUCCAUACUUAGCUCUAUAAAGGCCGAGAAGAAGACAAACUCCAUCGUGAUUAUCAUUAUCGUGAUGCCCGCCUGUCAGUGUGCUCCCAGAGACACGCAUAGCCGAGUUUCGCGGGAGCGGAUCAGUUGAGCUUGGAGGAAAGGAAACGCACGUCAUAGUAGAGUAGGCCCGCAAUAAUGGCUCGUGCGGAUAGGUUCGUAACACAGGUCUGCGAAACCCCGCUUCGCCGUUCGUAACUUUGCGUCUGUCUACCGAUUCCAGAGGAUCGU
Phanerochaete carnosa HHB-10118-sp is the source of this 951-nucleotide messenger RNA. RefSeq lists its product as uncharacterized. The coding region runs from base 49 to 555 and encodes 168 amino acids. The record is from RefSeq and is a predicted model, not a curated record. NCBI's taxonomy places the organism in Eukaryota, Fungi, Basidiomycota, Agaricomycetes, Polyporales, Phanerochaetaceae. The transcript has 4 exons.